This is a messenger RNA of Ixodes scapularis (black-legged tick), 666 nucleotides long. RefSeq lists its product as uncharacterized. The coding region runs from base 1 to 666 and encodes 221 amino acids. Lineage: Eukaryota; Metazoa; Arthropoda; Arachnida; Ixodida; Ixodidae. The transcript has a single exon. The record is from RefSeq and is a predicted model, not a curated record.
AUGCAGAGAAUAAGAACGAAGAGAACGUCGAGACGAGCGCAAAACACCCGCGUAAUUCGAGAGGCGACCACUCUUCUUCGGUCUACUGACGUGGAAGAAAUCGAAGCGACUCUGCGGAAACUGGACGUCAACUACGAAGAAGUCAAGAAACUCAACACUGACUUAGAACCAUUUAUUGCGGACGGAGAUCUUGAGGCAGAAUACCUCUCAGUGAUGAAAUACAAAGAACAGACAACUUCCGUUUUCAGUCUGCUUCGGAGUCGAGCGACGCAACUUCUCUCAAAUGAACCGCCGCGCCCAGCAGCAUCAGCAAUUGGCUUCCACAACGAAGAAAGAGGCGAGAGGAGACGCAGCGGUGUAAAGCUUCCUGGGUUGCAGCUGCAGCCAUUCAAGGGCGAUCUUUCGGAGUGGCAGCCAUUUUGUCAACAGUUCAAACGAGUCGUACACGACAACGAUGAUCUGUCGAAUGGCGAGAAGUUCCAGUACUUGAAGACGUUGGUAAACGGACCUGCAAGGGCUUCCAUCGCCGGUCUCCCAGUAGCGGACGCCCAUUACAACGAUGCAAUCGAAAGUUUGACGAGACAAUUUGAAGACGCACGACUAAUCCAGAAGGAGCAUCUCGCGAUCUUCAAGCUGUUACCUCCUCAACCGACACGAAGGGGCUGA